ACAGGAGAGCACAUUUAAGAAGCUGCUUGGAAAAAUUAAAGGACAUGGUACCCCUAGGCCCCGAAGCGUCGCGACACACAACUUUAGGAUUAUUAACGAAAGCCAAAAGAUUUAUAAAGAGUUUGGAAGAGCGAGAGAAGAGGCAUGUCAGUCACAAGGAGCAAUUGGCGCGGGAGCAACGCUACCUACAGCGGCGGUUGAACCAGCUGAGCGAUGCACCCAGAGAUUCAAGAUUAUCGGAGAGCUCGAUGACGCAUACGCACACAACGCGAGCUGACUCGCUCUCGUCUUUAGAAUCGUCGUCGUCGGGAGUGUCCACGGCGGAGCGGUCGCCCUCCUCAGUCUCUGAAAGUGAUGAGGUUGACGUGAUCGGCUACACCUCGAACCAGAGCGACAGUGAGUCGCUUGUGUCGGGGCACAGCGGCGACAGCGGGGUCGGCGGAGGCGCGCGGCGGCGACCGCGUACGCCGCUCAAGUCGCGCGUUGCAAACGUGCCGCGGACACGCCGCGCCGCUCGCCUCACGAAACUCGUCUAGGUGGGCGGCAGGCGGCGCGGGUCUGCAGCGGCCACGUCGGCCCGCGGCUAACGUUAUAACUGCAUAACGUAAACAAACGUAGGACAUUUUGUUGAUACAUGUACUAAAGCGAAUGUUGUUUAUUGUGACUGAAUUGACGCCGGCGACAUCGCGACCGUUCCACGCGACAGAGUGACUCGGCGGCACACACACGCCCGCGCCGCAACACCCACACACACCACACACCACACUACACAAACACACACAAACACACACACAUACAUACACACACACGACACUAUACACGUGAACACACUACACACCUCUGCGAACCAUCACUAAGUACAAAAUUGCCAAAAAUUUAUAUUCAAAGUUUAUUUUUCACAUUUCAGACGAAUUUGUAUUUGUUUUUUUUUUUUCUUAUUAUUAUUAUUCUUUCUAUUUAAUUGUACCGAGCCUGGCUCGUUUGGAUGAGUUGCAAUAUUGUGUAGUCUAGUGGCGCAUUGUUCCAUCGUGUCACACAAUUCCAACUGUGAAGUCACAAGUGUGAAGUGUGACACAAUUCCACUGUGUUGAAAACACGUAAUGUGUGCAAAUCUCUAUCUACCAAGAUGUCACUAUAAUUUAAAUAUUUUGUAUUUCACGUUUAUAGUAACUGCGUGCGAUGUGGAGGGGGAGAGGGGCAGGUGUCGUAACCACACAACUCAUACAAACACACGCUGCCCCCAACACGCCAUUAUCAAAUGACCACGUUAUUUUUGUAUUUAUUAUUCAAUUUUUCUAUCGGACAUAUUCGAAUAUAAAUUUUAAAAGUC
Messenger RNA from Spodoptera exigua (beet armyworm), 1330 nucleotides. The record is from the annotation of a GenBank genome assembly. Lineage: Eukaryota; Metazoa; Arthropoda; Insecta; Lepidoptera; Noctuidae.